Messenger RNA from Seminavis robusta, 2518 nucleotides. NCBI's taxonomy places the organism in Eukaryota, Bacillariophyta, Bacillariophyceae, Naviculales, Naviculaceae. The record is from the annotation of a GenBank genome assembly.
GCACGAAUGAAUGAUUUAAAUCCCGAGCACGAUUUAUUUUGAGCAGGGCAGGCAAAUUCUUUGGCACAAGAAGAACGAAAGAGAGAUUGAGAGAAAGACCUGUGAAGAUCACAAGUCAUCACCAGUCACGAGCUACGGCACCGGUACGGUAUCGAGCUAGCUACCAGGUACUGGUACUGCUACUCUCCUUGGUCUCGGUUGGACCUUCGCCUUGUAAAGAUCGCAAGGUCUGACUGGUCUCUGUAAAUUCACAAGCUGGUGCCUUGAUCCGCCUGUCAGCAAAGUUGCUGUCCCAAAUCCAUUGUUUGGGGGAACAGAGCACCAUGAGAAUUGCCUUUUUUCGUCGCUUGCUGCCGCUUUUAGUGGUUCUCUGUUUGCAGCAACAAGCCACCAAUGGCGAAGAGAAUCUUUACCGCCUUCUGGGGGUGUCCAAGUCAGCAACAACCAAGGAGAUCAAAAGUGCCUACCGACGAAAAGCACUCGACACUCACCCCGACAAACGCAAAGAUAUUCCAGCGGAACAAGCGGCCGCUGAAUUCCACAAGGUUGUCCAAGCGUUCGAAGUCCUCAGUGACAAAGAUUCUCGUCGCAUGUACGAUCGUACUGGACGAGUCCAACAGGGAGGCGGAAAUCAGAACAACAACGCUGGCAGAGGAGGAGGAGGAGGCGGAGGAUUUGGCGGCGGAUUCCAGUUUCACUGGAAUUUUCAUGGUGGUCACUAUCAGCGUCGUAGUCGUCGUUUGAAAGAUCAAUUUAAAGUCAAGGAGUGUAUGAGUCGAGUCAUGCACAUUGUCAGUCUCAGCCAGCUUGAAACGGUCAUGCUCGAUGAGAAUGGGUUGCUGGAACGCAAUCUGCUCAUGGUCUUUGUCACGCCAGGCGACGUGGAAACACUUGUGGAUGACGAAAUUGUAUUUCCGUACCCCUUUGCAGCCAUGUCAGAACAAGGAAUCUGGUGGGAAGAUCUUCUGCAGACAGCCAAGGUCCGAUACAACAAAAUCAACGGACUCUCCAAAUUCUUCAAUCUACCAACUGGCGACAGCAUGCGCAAACGGGGAAAACCAAUCUUCUUGUUUGGACGUAGAGGAAAACCUCUCAAACCGGAAAGCUUCACCAGACUGGAAACUGGCAGUCGAGAUGAAUUCGACAAGUGGAUGUGGCGACAGAUUGAAGUACAAGUGCAUUUCCGAAAUGAUCAUCAUCACCCAGUCGAGUUGUUCUGGAUUCAUGGACAGAGAGCUCAUGACAAGGGGACGUUGGAGCCCGGUCAUGGCGUCGCGCUCACUACAAUGUUGACACAUGAAUGGUGGGUCAGGGACUCCCGUGUUGAUAAACGGAACGACUCGCCCGGACGGCACAAACUGAGCAAGGAGUCCAUGGCGGCAAUCUGGAAAAUCAAGGACGACCAGCAAAAAGAUUACAUCAUCCCGCCGAAGGACUGCAUUGACCUGUCGGGUCAUUGCACAUGGUGGAAAGGACAAGGCGAAUGUCGAAAGAAUCCAGACUUUAUGCGCGAGGUAUGCCCGCUCACGUGCAAGCAUUGUUCCGAAGCAAACGACAAGUUCAAAUCAUAUGAUCACAAGGAAUUUGCUUAGAUGUUGUUGCUGCUGCUAAUGUUGAUGCUGAUGCUGAUGCUGAUGCUGAUGAUGAUGAUCUAUCAUACAAAAUGGGUACCGGCAUGGUGCUUCAGAGGAUGACAAUGGCAUUGAUACAUCCCAGAAGAACAGAUUGGUAUUGACCAGACCACCAAAUAAAAGGCAAUAACAAACCAGCCUGCAUGUCCUGCAUGUCACUUUUAGAAAUGUGUGCAUAUUGCUUCAAUGACUUCAUGUUAUCAAAGUUCCAAGGAUCCAGCAAUUUAUGUUGUACUAACAAUAAGUGCUUGUCUUGAAGCGAGACUAUAACAGAAGUAUCACAAGUUCUAUAUUCAUACAAAUUUUAACUUCAAGCAUGCAUGUAGUAGUUACACAAACAAUCAUCGUUUCUUGUGUGCUCCUCCCAAGCAAGACCUCCCAAAUUGUGCUGCUGUACAUGUAUCAUGAUGGGGAUCUCGCACCUGACAGAAGAAGCACUGCGAAGGCACAUGAUAUGUGGCCAGCUACACUAGUAGUAGGCCUUCAGCCUGGGCAACCCUUCACCUCAACCCAGAAAAGCACACUAGUGGCCUCGGACAACCCAAGGUACAGCGCAGCACACCGCUGGGAAGAGCAAGCAAAAAGAAAUGUGAUACAGGUGAAACCGGAGUGGGCGAACAGUGCAACCAAGGCGACCGGAACUGACAGGCCACAGUUACUUGUGCUUUCAGAAGUGGUUGUCCCAUACGGUACUGUAGUGAUGGGGCUUUGCCUUGGGGGCAAGAAGAGUUUGGUUGGGUCAAGUCCCCAGUCAAGUCUGGGUCCUGAGAGAUGGGCUUCCCUAUCCUGCCGAUGCCAAUACAGCUUUCUGGCUUCCAGAGUUGAGACGUCAUACAAUUGAAUAGAUCAAGAAGUCAGUCACAAGCGAGUCCCUUUUUACUGGUGAC